AUGACCAACCACACAGUGGACACAGAUUUCUUCCUCAUGGAAUUCUCUCACAGCCAGCAGCUCCAGGUGCUCCAGGGCUUUCUGUUUCUGCUGAUUUACUUGGUGUCUCUCAUGGGGAACCUUCUCAUCAUCAUGCUUGUCACUGUGGAUCAGUGUCUUCACACCCCCAUGUACUUCUUCCUGAAGAACUUGUCCUUCCUUGAUGUGUGCCUCAUUUCAGUAACAGUCCCAAAGCUCAUUCUCAGCUCUUUGUCUCACAGGAGCGCUAUCUCAUUCCCAGGAUGUGUGUGUCAGGUCUUGUUUGUGGUUCUCUUUGCCACAUCUGAGAUUUUCCUCCUCACAGCCAUGUCAUAUGACCGCUAUGUGGCCAUCUGUCACCCGCUGCACUAUGAUGUCAUCAUGAACAGGGCAGUGUGUAUACAGAUGGUAGGUGCCUCUUGGCUAUUUGGAAGUCUCUUUGGGGUCUUAUAUUCAUAUGGCUCCUUUUCGUUAUCUUUCUGUAGUUCCAGAAAAGUGCCACAGUUCUUCUGUGAUGUCCCCUCUCUACUGAAGAUUUCUUGCUCAAAGAUGCAUGUCACCAUUGACUUUAGUAUCAUCUUUGGAGUUGUGUAUGGAUUUUUCUGCUUAGUGUCCAUAGUUUUUUCAUAUGUUUACAUUUUCAACACAGUGCUGAGAAUGCCCUUGUUACAAGGGAGGUCAAAAGCCUUUUCUACCUGCAUGCCCCAUCUCAUAGUUGUCACUACAUUUUUAGUUACGGCGGUUACUGCCUAUUUGAAACCAGUUCCUGAUUCCCCACAGCUUCUGGACUUUUUGGUGUCUGUUUUCUAUUCUGUGAUGCCUCCAUCUAUGAAUCCUAUAAUAUACAGCCUGAGGAAUACGGAAAUCAAAGCUGCUUUGUGGAACGUGUUAUGGAAACUAGAUUAUUAUGAGUUUUAUAGGGGAAAAAACAGUCAUGGUAGGUAG
Nannospalax galili (Upper Galilee mountains blind mole rat) is the source of this 963-nucleotide messenger RNA. RefSeq names its product olfactory receptor 14A2-like. Bases 1 to 963 code for a protein of 320 amino acids. Gene Ontology annotation, biological process: G protein-coupled receptor signaling pathway. Gene Ontology annotation, molecular function: olfactory receptor activity; odorant binding; G protein-coupled receptor activity. The record is from RefSeq and is a predicted model, not a curated record. Gene Ontology annotation, cellular component: membrane. Lineage: Eukaryota; Metazoa; Chordata; Mammalia; Rodentia; Spalacidae. The transcript has a single exon.